Cercospora beticola is the source of this 3526-nucleotide messenger RNA. RefSeq lists its product as uncharacterized. NCBI's taxonomy places the organism in Eukaryota, Fungi, Ascomycota, Dothideomycetes, Mycosphaerellales, Mycosphaerellaceae. The record is from RefSeq and is a predicted model, not a curated record. Gene Ontology annotation, molecular function: metal ion binding; glycerophospholipase activity. Gene Ontology annotation, cellular component: cytoplasm.
CAACUGUCUCCAACAAUUUGUCCAGCUGAUUGCAGUCAUUCCUUCACGUAGCCAGUUCCAUGUUUCCUGUGUAGCGUCUCUUCAGCUUCUUACAGUCAUUCGACAUCAAUUUCGACGCGAACGCCAGUGCGGGAGUGCUAACAUUUCACGAGCUUGGCUGAGACAGCUCACGACAGAAUACGAGAGCAUCGAUACGCCUGAAAGCCACGUUCACAUUGGCUCGCCCUCCUCGCCUUCCAGGGCUUUCUGGCUGGGUCCAGCUCGUCAAGAAGAAUCUUCCAUCUUGGCUGCCAGAGUCGCAACUGCCAGCCAGGCCAACGACUGGGCCCAGGCCACAGUCUGCCUCAUGGGCAGAUAGGAAACCAGACAUGGCUGCUCAGGAAGAAAAUGGGAGAAGCUACCUGAGCAAGUUGUCUCCAUGGACACGAAGCCCCAUCACAGCCCCAAGCAAAGGCAAGGAUGGGGAGCCUGAGCCAGCGCCAUUGCAGCAACAGAAGGGAGCCGACCAUGUGAUAAGCAAUAGGCAUAGGUUGAGCUUGAGGAAAUAUCCGCGAGACUGCCCGCGACUUCGACCGCAAUGGUUCCAUGCUGUAGACGUACCGAAGCGAAGACCGACUCCCGGUGGUGUGGUUCCGGAUGAGAAGCCGCCCGGAGUGCCCAAGAAAUACGCUGCCUUUUCAACCACGGAUUCGAAGUCGAUCGAGGCGGCUUUCCAAAAGUUGCUAGUAGAUGAAGAUGCAGAAGACAAAUUGAAAGAGCAUGGAGGGGACAUGGGACAAGCGCGAUCAGAUGAGAAGCCAAAUGCUAGCCUCCGAGAGCGUAAAUCUAGCAAGAAUGGUAUCAAAGUGCCUGUGAACGAAGACUAUCUCUUCGAUGUCGACGUUGAAAGGCGCGAACUGGCUCCCGCGUAUUGGCACGGACCUGUGUAUGAUGUUCGGAGAGGGACGUGGUUCUUCCAAGAAGGUAACGCGCAAAGGCCCUGUGAUGAAAAUCUAUCAGCACAGCUUGAGGAAGGAUACCUGAAAGUCAAAGCCUGGAGGCUGCCUCCUCCGCAAUCGAAGGAAACACCAACAAAGCCGCGUUCGGCCUCGCAGCCUCGAUCGCGACCGUCAUCUUGGACUCCGGGACAGGAUAUCACUUCACUCGCAGAGCAGACUGGCCCGGCGACAGGUUCAGGUACAGAACUGCGCAAGAAGGCAGUAGAGGAUUCCGCUAGUAAGACUCAGGAUUUGGCUCGAGAUGAGCACCCCCAGAACACAUAUCGCUUGUUCGGAUCACACAUGAAUAGUGUGGUGACCUACCAAGAUGGCACCACAGCAUGGUUAUUGACUGAUGAUUGGAUGACUCGAAUGAAUUACAAUGUAUAUCAACGCUUCACGUCUGGCUUUGCUGGCAUCAAAGUCACGCGUGGUUGGAUCGACCCUGAUCAGAAGAAGGACAGCAAAGAUGAGAAGACUGCAAAGACUGCGGAGAGCAAAUCGAAGGACCUCAAGGAUGAGAGCAAAGGUGAAGAUGUGGAAGAAAGCAAGGCUGAGCGCGUAAGUACGUCAGAGAAUAUGCGCCAGAGUCUACAGCGCCAGAUGUCUGCUCUGAUGGAAGACCCAACCCACGGCGAAGAUCGCGCAAAGCAAGAAGAAGAAGCACGGAAGCGUGACGAGCGAGAAAUCGAGGAUGAUUACCGCGAAAUCGAGGGAGACAAACAAGGGCGAGAGAUUGAGCACUUGAUCCUGGUCACACACGGCAUUGGCCAGCGUCUUGGUCUUCGUCUGGAAAGUGUGAAUUUCGUUCACGACGUGAACACACUGCGAAAAACACUGAAAGCAGUGUAUGCUGAAUCACCGGACCUCCGCGCGCUGAAUGCCGAACUGGAUGAUGCUGAAACCGUCAACAGUCGAGUUCAGGUCUUGCCAAUCUGUUGGAGACAUCUGCUUGAUUUCCCCAGGCAAAGUCUUCGGCAUAAUCGCAAAGAGCACGAUCUUGGUGACACUGAUAUAGACGAAGAAGACUAUCCCAGCCUUGAGGACAUCACCGUCGACGGGGUUCCUGCUGUUCGGAACCUGAUCACUGACCUCGCUCUCGACAUCUUGUUGUACGAUUCUCCUGCUUACAAAGAUCAUAUCUCAGGCUUGGUCUUGAGUGAGCUCAACAGGAUAUAUCACCUGUUCAUGGAGCGUAAUCCCAAGUUCAACGGCAAGGUCUCGCUGGUUGGGCAUUCACUUGGCAGUGCGAUCAUGUUCGAUAUCCUGUGCCGGCAAGAUCAACAACCGAAACAAAGAGGUGAGCCGACUUUCAAACUCGAUUUCCCUGUCGAAGACUUCUACGCUCUUGGUUCGCCAAUUGGUCUCUUUCAAAUGCUCGGCGGUCGUACUAUAUCCGCCAGGCACUCCAAGGAUAAGCGUGAUCGCGACGGAGGCAGUCUCGGCAGCAUGGACGACCCGAUGUUGGCUGCUCCGCCUAAGAAGCAGAGAGACUUGACUCCUACGCAUGUACAAGGCGAGAAUCCUGUGGCACGACCCAAGUGUGGGCAGAUCUUCAACAUCUUCCAUCCUACAGAUCCAAUUUCUUAUCGGCUUGAGCCUUUGAUCUCGCCUGCCAUGGCUGCACUCAAGCCGCAGCCGCUUCCAUAUACUAAGCGAGGAAUCUUUGGAGCGCCUGUGGGACAAGGCUUGACGGGGAUAGGGUCCCGCGUCAGCCAGAGUGUGAGCAGCAUGUGGACAUCUGUCGCAUCAAGUCUACUAACGCGAGGCCUCGGAUACGGAGAAGAACCGACGAGAGCAGGUGUGGCAGCGGUGAAGAGCAACGUGCCGCUGUCAAAGGGAAGUGGAACCAACAACCCUGGCAUAUCGAGCGGUGCCGGUACGAAUGUUGCAGCAGGCGUGAUACCUACUGCGCCAUUGCCCGCCAAAGGCACAGAGGUGAAGCCCAUCGGCACAGACAAAGUGAACCAAGUCGCUGCAGACGCUCAAGCAUCACACGAUCAAAAGCUUCAUCCUCCUACGCUUAUCGACAACGAGAUAACUACACUCUACGGCGACUUUGAAAAACGCCGCAAAUCUACUCAGAGCGACGCAGAAACUCGAGAUCUUGGAGCAGGCUCUACAAGGGAUACUCCAGAGUGGGCCGAAGCCGAAGAGCGAGGCAAAAGAUUGAGACGGGAAGAAGAGAAGGUCAGACAAUUGAACAGCAAUGGUCGCGUUGAUUAUGCUAUCCAGGAGGGGGCGUUCGACAUCAAUCUGAUCGCGGCUAUCGCGAGUCACUUGUCGUACUGGAGCGACGAGGACGUCAGCCACUUCAUUAUCUCGCAACUGCUGAGCCGGCAUCGCGUUGUGCGACCAUCUGCUGGGACCGACGGAAACCCCAACCCGCCGAGGCCGAAGUGAAGGCCGCAGGCCUCACGCUUUGAUAUGACUCUAGUCGCCCUGAAAGUCCCUACGCCAUACCGACAGUCAUCAUUCGAUGAGUCAGGCGAUGUGGGAAGUCCAGCUUCGCAGUUGUCUCCGAGAGGGUUACAGCGCAGAGCUGACCU